Messenger RNA from Chelonia mydas (Green sea turtle), 905 nucleotides. RefSeq names its product dynein light chain Tctex-type 4 (gene DYNLT4). The coding region runs from base 27 to 818 and encodes 263 amino acids. Gene Ontology annotation, cellular component: cytoplasm; cytoplasmic dynein complex. Gene Ontology annotation, molecular function: dynein intermediate chain binding. NCBI's taxonomy places the organism in Eukaryota, Metazoa, Chordata, Testudines, Cheloniidae. The transcript is spliced from 2 exons. Gene Ontology annotation, biological process: microtubule-based movement. The record is from RefSeq and is a predicted model, not a curated record.
UUUUUGGGCAGAGUCCCUACUACACAAUGUCCCGGCCCCUCCUGGAAAGUCACACGGGAGCUGAGGGGGAAAGACCCAGGUGUCACCCCGGGGGCAUGGCAGGCAAGCCGCUAGCACUGUUCCAGGAGGCUCUGGCCCAGUUCAACCAGGCGGUAGCGUCAGAGAACCCGGAGGCUGCACGCCUGAGGGCGGGCUUGCUGUCCACCCGCCGCAGCUCUCACUCAGUGGACAACCCGCCCAGGCCCCUGAUGCGGCUGAAGAGCAUAGAGGAGGGGAAGCCGCCCUCCCUGCACUCGCGGAGGAGCUCCGUCAUGAGCAUCGCCAACGCCCCCUUCACCAGCCGAAGAAACUCUGUCUCCAUGGCAAUGGGAGGGAGGCGCCUCUCCAUCGGCCCCUGGAUGCACAGCGGGCGGGUGAGCUUCUCGGGGCUCCCCCUCUUCCAGCCCAUCCGGGAGACGCAGUAUGAGAACACCUACAAGACCCGGCCAGACGAAGGCUGUAAGUUUGACCCCUGCCGGGCCCAGCGGGCUCUGGAGUCCACCCUCACCAGUUACCUGGGGGAUGCCAAGUACAACCCGGUGACGAGCGGGCAGCUGGCCCAGAGCCUGUCUGAGCUCAUCCGCAGCCGCCUAAAGGACCUCACCCCGCCCCGCUACAAGCUGGUCUGUAACGUCUUCCUGGGCCAGCAGGGCCAGCAGAGCCUGCAGGUGGCCAGCCGCUGCCUCUGGGACACGGAGAACGACAGCAUGGCCUCCGCCACCUUCGUCAACGCCUCCCUCUUUGCCGUGGCCACGGUGCACGGGCUGUACUUCGAGUAGUGCCUGGGCCAGCUCCUGCCAGGAUCCGAGUGCCACACUCCGCCGCCAACGGCACGGCAGGAGAGACCCAGCCAGAAAUAAAGAGAA